Molecule: messenger RNA, 5844 nt
Organism: Psylliodes chrysocephalus
Lineage: Eukaryota; Metazoa; Arthropoda; Insecta; Coleoptera; Chrysomelidae
Source: the annotation of a GenBank genome assembly
UCGUAGGCCAUAAACGGCGGCAAACGCAGUUCGCAGGUCGCUGUGUGUAUAUUUGGCGGGAGUUAGUUUGUGAAUGUGCCAAAUCGAGUUGCGUCCUAACUAGUGAUUCUCCAACUUCCACAUUCGUUUAGGAGCAGGAUAUACUACACCCUUCGCAAUUAGCUGCUCUCUGAAUGAUAUCUUAAUCGAAGCAACAUGGCGAACGGACCCCGAAAUUUUUUUCAUCGAAACUUACUCACCAUCCUAACAGUAGCAGGAGUAGUUGGAGGUACCAUUACUGGCAUCGUCAUAAGAGCAACCUCAGGUGGUCACUGGAGCAAAAGAGAUGUUAUGUACCUAGCUUUUCCUGGUGAAAUCUUCCUUCGGAUGUUGAAGUGCCUCAUUAUUCCGCUGUUGAUGUCUUCAGUUAUUCAAGCAAUUGGCUCGUUGGACUUAAGUUUAUCGAGAAAGAUUGCGAUUCGUUCGAUAUUGUAUUACGCGACUACCACAGUGUUUGCAGUUGUAUUGGGCAUUUUUCUUGUGCUAACAAUUCGACCGGGAGUUGGUGCAACGCCGUGGUCUGGAGACGAGUCGGAAAGGGUGACACGACACGUGCUUACGCAAGAUACACUACUUGAUUUAAUACGAAACCUUUUCCCGCCAAAUAUUAUUCAGGCCUGCACUUCUCAGUCGCAGACCUUCCUAAUAGAACCAAAAAAUGAAACUGUAAAGAAAAUGGGACACGAGUACUGGAAAUUUGAAGAACGUUACGAACCGACAACAAACGUAUUAGGUCUGGUGGUAUUUUCAAUUACCUUUGGAAUAACGUUAGGAAAAAUGGGCGAAAGAGCCAAAAUUUUAUUGGAAUUUUUCAAUGCACUUAGUGAGAUCAUGAUGAUAAUAACUAGUUGGGUAAUUUGGAUUUCGCCAAUCGGAGUAUUUUUCUUAGUAGCAGCUAAGGUAUUAGAAGUAGCGAGUUUUGCUGAUCUCAUUGGUAGACUUGGACUAUAUUUUGCUACUGUAGUAACAGGAUUAUUUUUGCAUGGAUUUGGCAGUCUAUCUAUUAUUUACUUUGUUGCUGUGCGAAAGUUACCUUUUAAAGUUAUUAUUCAACUUAGUCAAGUCUUAGUCACUGCAUUUGGUACGGCAUCUAGUUCAGCUACCAUGCCCAUCAGUAUAUCGACCAUGGAUAAGAUGGGUGUAGAUCCAAGGGUAACCAGAUUUGUAAUUCCAAUUGGUGCUACGAUUAAUAUGGACGGAACUGCUUUAUAUGAAGCCGUUGCUGCCAUAUUUAUUGCGCAGUUAAAAGAUAUUCCGCUGACUUUUGGGAAAACGGUAGCUGUUUGUGUAACUGCAACAGCGGCAAGUAUAGGAGCUGCCGGCAUUCCACAAGCUGGCCUCGUUACGAUGGUAAUGGUACUAGACACUGUAGGACUCCCUUCCGAGGAAGUGAUUAACAUCAUUGCAGUGGAUUGGCUUCUAGAUCGAUUUAGGACGACAAUAAAUGUAAUGUGCGACUGUUUGGGUGCUCAAUUGGUAGACUACUUAAGCGUUGGUGAACUCGGAUCUCUACCAGAAGCUGAGAAAAUUAAUGCUCAACAACCACAAGAACUAGUCGAACUUUCCAAAGUAGACAGUAAUUUAAGUUAAAAACUUAAAACUAGGGAUUUUUAAAUUACAUAAAUCCAGACAUAAUGAUUGAUGGUAGAAAUAUUAAUUGUCUUUUGACUGAUUGGAAAUGAAGAUGAAAACAGUUCAUUCAUAUACAGGGUAUUUAACAAUUAAUUUAUUAGAAAAAUUGUAUUGAUUUUAUGUAUCCAAAUUCUGUUUUCAGACUUAUUUUUAAUUGAGUUAAAUUAAUGUUAACUGCCUAACGUAAAGUGUUUAGUACUUCUACAUGUUUUUAAAAAUACACCAUAGUGUGCAUAACUAAAGUAAACCAUGUUUUCUAAUGUUACCUACCUAUAAAUGUUAUUGUUGUUGAUGGUGUUCAGUAUUGAAAAUAUACUUUCUAAAGUUGUAAAAACAAUUUUAUUUUCAUAAAAGCUAGAUAUAAUUAGAUACAGAUAUAAUUUUGGGGGAGAAAUGUAUUCUCUUUGAAAAACUUUAUUUUCUAUGAAAACAUUGAUUAAGAAGAAUUUGUUUAUAACUAGUGAUGGAAUUUUUUUGGGACUAGUCCGAUAAACAUGUCCGGAAAAUUAGUCGACUUUGGGCAUAGAAAACACACAGUUAAAUGUUUCUCCAUUUUGGAUGCGUUUUGAGAACAAUAUUUGCAUUUGUACUUUUUUAGGCAAAUCUUUGGUAAUAUAAUUCCAAACUUUGGAUUUUUUGGGCAAUUUUCUCGUUUAUAUCUUCAUAAAACAAAAGAAAAAUUUGAAAACACCGCUAAAAUAUAUAAAAGUCAGUAGUCAUUUGUCGUUUCUUCUUUUUUAAACUAUUUUUUGCCUUUUAUUGUAAGAAAUCCAGCCAAAUUAUUUAAGUUAAUUUUCUACUUUUGAAAAAUGUGUUUGGACAAGUCAACUGCUUAGUUUGUCGGACUUAUGUGUGGACCUUUUCAAGCGACCCGUCACUAUUUAUAACAUAACCUCAUAAUAUAUACGUAAGUUGAAGACUCAUAUUUUAUCGUGCCAAAUACCUAAUGUUGCCAAUUUUCGUAUAAGAUCGAUUAUGAUAUAUUUUUUUUAUUUAGGUAAUAACUAUCUUUUUUAAAAGUAAGAGGACCAAAUUUUAAUUUAACCCUUUCGCGUAUAAUCUGUAAAUGAUCUCUAGCCAAGAUAACCGUUCAUUCAAAUUUCAAGGUAAUUCAAAUUAAUAUAGUAACCAAAUGUUUAACGAAAAUAGCAAAUAAUGACAACACAUAAGGUGUAAGGUGUAAUACAAUACAAAAAAUGUUUAAUUGUAUUAAACGAUGAAGGAAUACCGCAAAAUAUAAGAAACAAGUUCUGCUAAAGUCAGCUAAACAAGCUAAAGAACUAUUUAUAGUACGUCUCGUCACAGCGUUUAGCCCCUACUAUUUUAUAGUAUUCUGAAAUCAUUGUACAAAAAUAUGGAAUAUAAGUUUAAAAUUUUUGAAAAAAAAAACGCACAUAUACCAUUUUACACUAAACUUUAUUAAAGAAAAAACGCACAUAUACCAUGUUACCCUAUACUUUAUUAAAGAAUAAUUAAACACAUACGCAGUUUAAGCCAAAAAUAAAAGAGAACCCUAAGAACGAAUCGAAAAGGAAAAAAUCAAUGAAAAACUCUAUAACCACUUGAGUAGAUACCUUUUCAAUAGUUUUCUUCUUUGCUACUUUCGUUGAUAUCCGGUAAGGUAUUUGGUAUAUCAUCUUUGGUUUUUAAAUUUUUAUAGAAGUCGUGGAAUGGGUCAGAAAUAUAAGGCAUAAGUUCUAUCAAGCUCUUUUUCUUUUCCACAUUGAUGGGAUUGGGACCGUUGUAUGAUAAAGGUAUUUUUAUAUAUUUUGACAAUGUUUUACCUUUUCAUAAGAAGUUAACUGUUUUAAACAGCUCAUCUUCGUUCAAACUGGUUUUAUACUCAAGAAUACUUGGGUUUUGAGACACCCUUAACCACUUUAUCUCCUUCCAUGAUAGUUGUUCUCCAGAGUCAGUAACUUUCCUUUGUUGUAAGAUAGUUUUAUAUAAAGACGAAAAUUAAAAAAAAUCUGUAGACAUUUCAGUAACUAAAAAAGUUUAUCCAGUCUCGUAGAUUCUCUAUUAGAAAAGGGUUUCUUUUUUUUUUUUUGUUUUUUCUUUAUAAUGGAGUGAUCGGAAUCACACUCCAUAUGUGUGUGUGUGUGUGUCCAGGAAUGAGAAAUUUAUGGUUUAUGAAACGUAGAUUCAGUUUAUUUUUUAAAACCAUCAUGUACAAAGCAGGUAAAAAUGAAUUUUUAUUUUGUUCAGGACACGUAUCUGAAUAAAGUGUCACUUCUUUUAUUUCCGUGUUGUUCAAGAGGUGCCUAUAUAAGCACGAGGCAAUUUGAUUUGCUCCGCGACCGGCCAUACCUUCAUGCUACAUGAAACAUAUUGCAUGAUUAUUGCUGCAGUCAUGUAAUGUUAAAUUAAAUGUCCAUAAUUGGCGUUUAUAAAAUUCUAUAGAUGUUUAAAGGUCUGGUGUAGGCAGGCAUUGUUGAAGAUUGAAAGUGUAAAUGCGUUUUGAUGGAUCUUUCAAAGCUGCGUUUUUGUCCAAACGCUUGGCACAAUAAGCAUCUGCUGCUUCUUUCUGAUGAACGUCGAGUUGAACUUGAAUUCCUUGCCUCCUGUUGACAUCCUAGUUGUUUUUAAAAGCAUAUGAAAUUUGUCGCAUGUGGCGCAGGUGUCCUUACUAGGGGUUUUAAUUUUUAUUCCCAUAGAGCGAAAAAUUUCUUGAUAUUUAAAUUUUGAUACUGGUUUCUUUUCUUCAGAUAACCAUUUUUUAUAUUUAUCCUGCAUUCUUGUCAAAGUAUAGUAAUGGGGAAGAUAUUGCUUUGAUGAGUCUUUUCGGCAAUAGUGACUCUCAUAAGCUGGAAUGGAUGAUAUAUGAGCUUUCGCUAAAUUGAUGUCUUCCUCAGGAGUUUUACUAGGUGGUGGCGCCAGGCCUCGUAAGUCAUCGUGUGGUAUUCCAAAAACUGAAGAGCUUUUAUUUUUUAUGACAUCGGAAAGAAAUUAAUUUGUCUCAUUUGAAUCGGUCAUUUGAGAAACGACACAUGUCACACUUUUGGCCAUUUUGUUUUUAUUACAAAAAUACAGUAUUUAAAGGUAAAUUAUAAUUAUUGAAUUAUACCCAAAAUAUAGCAAGUUUUAAACGAUAAGUGUACAGAACUAUUUUUUAACCAUGUUUUGAGAUUUUCAUUUUUUUCUUAUUUUUUGAAAAAUGAUCUACAACUGACAUGUGCUGUGUCUCAAAUGACCGAUUCAUUUAGAGUUCUUAGGGGACAUUUUUGCCAAAUUUGAACUAUUUGCCCGCCUAUUGGUAUAACAUAUUUAUGUGUAACUUGUCUAUUUUUAUGUUUUUUCCAUCCAUUUUACGUUUUUCUGUUUUUUUUUUCUUCUGUUGUUUCAAGUGAGGCUAAAAAAUAACAGGUUUAUUAAAAUUGUCCUGUGUCUAGUACUCUUUAAAAACCUGUUGUCGCUUUUCUUCGGAAAUUAUUUCCUUACAUCUAAGUCGGCAAUUUAAAAGCUCUUGGCAUUUUUUAUCUUUGAUUACCUUUCCUUUUUUUGUAUAUUUUUGAAUAUUCCAAGAGAAAUUAUUUAUUUUAGAAAAACACCCGUACGAACUACUGCACAACACCAUACGCAUAGCAAUACUGAAACAAACUGAAGGAUUCUGCUAUAAAUAAAACAAUUUUUUCUUUGGCUUUAAUACAUCUAGAUUUAUACUAGUUCUCUCUAUUGAAAGGUCAAGUGUUUUUGAAGCCACAUGUAUACUUACAUUUUUUGACUUAUACCACUGUUCUCCAACACCCGCAAAUUUAUUUUUAUGUAAUUUCAGUAAAACCCUAUUACAGUAAUCUUGAAUUUUAGUGUUAAUUUAUUGAAAGUCAAGUCUAAUGAAACUGCUGCAAAUUUGUAGUCUAUUCACAAGUUAUAGACCCACUAGUCAUUCACUCCAUUUAUGUAUUCCUGUACGGUAUUUUCAUCAGCGAAAGGGUUAACAAAUAUUUGCAAUUUAUUCAAAAUGUUUUUUCUGAUUUAAUCAUGUAAUAAAAAUAUUCAUUUUUUUUAUUUUCUUUAAUAUUUCAUUGUAAAUGUUUUUAAUGGAUUAACUAAAUGUAAAGUAGAAAAUAUAUGUAAAUAUUCAUAUUUAAGGAAGUAUAAUUUACCGUUGAAGUUUCGACAUAAUUUUAAACAUGUAUAAGUAUAAUAGUUAUGACAUUAAAUAUAAGAACC